Molecule: messenger RNA, 2938 nt
Organism: Rattus rattus (black rat)
Lineage: Eukaryota; Metazoa; Chordata; Mammalia; Rodentia; Muridae
Gene: Sphk1
Product: sphingosine kinase 1
Exons: 6
Coding region: 1274-2650 (458 amino acids)
Biological process (GO): cellular response to growth factor stimulus; negative regulation of apoptotic process; sphingosine biosynthetic process
Cellular component (GO): intracellular membrane-bounded organelle; membrane; cytoplasm
Source: RefSeq, a predicted model, not a curated record
CCCUGUCCACACUGCUGGGUUCCUCCAGUUGGUGAGGAACGUGGAUCCGGAUCGUCCGCUGCAGGCAGCUCUCCAGGCCUCCAUAGUGUUCCCUGGGGGAAGACUCCACCUUUGGAGGUUGCUGACAAGGCUCCCGCCUCUCGACUUCGUCCCCAAACCGGUUCAGCUUUCUCCUGAAAGGCGUGCCAGACUGCUUCAGGCUCGGCGGCUGAGUGAUCCAGAGGCUGCAUCUGGAAGCUAAAAGUAAAGGCACCACCGAGGAGCAGGGGAGGAAGAGAAGCUCGUGGGUGGCGGGUGACCCGACCUGGUCCAGAGCCGGGACAGCAGGAAGGGUCUGGGGUGUGGAAUUCUGAUCAGGCUAGGGUCAGGGGACGCCAAAGAGGCGCUGCCUCCCUCCUGUGAGCCGCGGUUUCGAGGGUCCUCAGCCAGCGCAGAACCACGCGUGCCCGAAGCCCACUCGGAUUCUGGGCGCCGGCAUCUGGGCUGCGCCCUCACUUUCGCGCUCGGUGGAUGCGCUGCUUCGGGCCGAGCUCGGAACACCGCGCCUUGCCGAUUUCCUGAGUUGCUCCUCCAGCGUCGGGGUGCACAAUUCUGUCCGGGGAUCCAGCCCCUCAUCUGCGCGUGGCCGAGCCCUGGGUGGCGGCGACUGUGUUUGGGGCUGUACAGCGAGAUCCCGGGCGGGUGGGGGACCAGGGCUGCGCGCAACCUUGGUUCCACCCGGAGAGAACAAGGAACGCGGGGCGUGGUCAGGCCCGCCCAGAGGCUCAGCGCCUUCCCCGGGCCGUGGCGAAGUUGAGCAAAAAGUUUGAGGCUGGAGGGGAGCGAUCCCUUGGAGUCGGUGUGAGACCAGUGCUUCAGUUGUCCCUCCGUCGCGGAGCUGAGCCCGAGAAGAGCUGCUUUCCGUCCCUGGCCGCUAGAGGGACAGACUGGGUAGGGACCUCCACCCCCACCCCACCGCGCGCGCCCUCCGGUAGUUGGCGGCGCCUUCGUGGGUCUGUGAGGGAGACGGACCCACGCCUGUGCCUCGGCGCGAACUCGCGCUCUGGCAGGGCAGACGGCAGCUGAGGGUUCAUCAGCACGGGCAGGUUUGGCGGGACUUUGGGCGCUGUUCUCACCAGCGCGGCUUGCACCAGCCCUCCCCCACCCCGCCCUCCUGGAGACUGGGAGACCCAGCGGCUUCGGAGCUCAGGCAGGGGACAGGGCGACCCGGCAGGUUGCGACGCGGUUCUUCGUCCCAGAGUAUGCGCCUCGCAAUACCGGUUCUGGGAAUUUUAUGCAACUGGACUCUCCACCAACCUCAAAGGAUCUGGCCGCCUCCGGGAAUGAUGAGGGCGCUCUCACAGCCCAGGGAGGUGGAGAGGGCGAGCCCCACGGCCAGUCGCCAGACACCCGCCUGGGCAACACCGAUAAGGAGCUGCACACGGGAGCCGCCGUUACCUCUAGCAGCGCCGGGGCAGCACCCGUGGCUCCUUGUCAGCGGGAGCCCCGGGACCUGGCUAUGCAACCAGCAGACUGUCCCCGGGGACUGCUCCCACGGCCAUGCAGAGUGUUGGUGCUGCUGAACCCCCGGGGUGGCAAGGGCAAGGCUCUGAAGCUCUUUCAGAGCCGUGUGCGGCCCCUUCUGGAGGAGGCUGAGGUAUCCUUUAAACUGAUGCUCACCGAACGGCAGAACCAUGCCAGGGAGCUGGUGUGUGCAGAAGAACUGGGUCACUGGGACGCCUUGGCGGUCAUGUCCGGUGACGGUCUGAUGCACGAGGUGGUGAAUGGGCUAAUGGAACGACCUGACUGGGAGAGUGCCAUCCAGAAACCCCUAUGUAGCCUCCCCGGAGGCUCUGGCAAUGCGCUGGCAGCUUCUUUGAACUACUAUGCUGGGCACGAGCAGGUCACUAAUGAAGAUCUCCUGAUCAACUGCACACUGCUGUUAUGCUGCCGGCAGCUGUCACCCAUGAAUCUGCUGUCCCUGCACACCGCUUCCGGACGGCAACUCUAUUCUGUUCUCAGUCUGUCCUGGGGUUUCGUUGCUGACGUGGACUUGGAGAGUGAGAAAUACAGGAGCUUGGGGGAGAUUCGUUUCACGGUGGGAACCUUUUUUCGCCUAGCGAGCCUGCGCAUUUACCAAGGCCAGCUGGCCUACCUUCCUGUAGGGAAGGCUGCCUCUAAGAUACCUGCUUCCUCACUGGCGCAGAAGGGCCCUGCCAACACAUACCUUGUUCCUCUGGAGGAGCCAGUGCCACCUCAUUGGACUGUGGUGCCAGAGCAGGACUUCGUUCUGGUGCUGGUGCUGCUUCACACCCACCUGAGCACAGAGAUGUUUGCAGCACCCAUGGGCCGCUGUGAGGCUGGUGUUAUGCAUCUGUUCUAUGUACGUGCGGGGGUGUCCAGGGCCAUGCUGCUGCGCCUCUUCCUGGCCAUGCAGAAGGGCAAGCACAUGGACCUCGACUGCCCGUACUUGGUUCAUGUGCCAGUGGUUGCCUUCCGCCUGGAACCCAGGAACCAGAGGGGAGUGUUUUCUGUGGACGGGGAGCUGAUGGUGUGUGAAGCUGUGCAGGGCCAAGUGCACCCAAACUACCUUUGGAUGGUCUGUGGUGGCAGUGACUCCCCGUCCGGCUGGGACUCCCAGCGGAGGCCACCUCCAGAAGAACCAAUAUGACUCUGUGCCUUUGUCUACUAUGUCUACACUGAGAUGGGAUCCUCCCUCUCAUCCAUCUCCUGGUAUGGGAGGUUAUUUCUAAAGCUCAUAUGGAGGUGGUGGGGACCCCUGUAGAGAAAGCUGGAAGGUGGGGCUAUGUUUUGGAAAGAAAGACUCUACCCUCUAGUUAGAAUGAGACUGGGGUCAGAGUCCCACUGGCUGGGCCAGUUGCAUACAGAAGUUCUCCCCAUUGCUCUUGGAGCCCUGUCCUGAGAACCACAUUCAAAUAAAGGGACUUUUCCAAGCUGU